This is a messenger RNA of Mercenaria mercenaria, 5413 nucleotides long. Its product is annotated as exportin-5-like. Bases 67 to 3651 code for a protein of 1194 amino acids. Gene Ontology annotation, cellular component: nucleus; RNA nuclear export complex; cytoplasm. The transcript is spliced from 32 exons. Lineage: Eukaryota; Metazoa; Mollusca; Bivalvia; Venerida; Veneridae. Gene Ontology annotation, molecular function: small GTPase binding; RNA binding; nuclear export signal receptor activity. The record is from RefSeq and is a predicted model, not a curated record. Gene Ontology annotation, biological process: protein export from nucleus; RNA export from nucleus.
GAUUAAAGGGAAGUUACUCUCUAGAAUUGUACAGUAAUUUACCGGGCCACCGAAAUUCCCGUGAAAAUGAACCAAGAUGAUGUUAAUACAUUGGUUUCUUCUGUCCAGGUUAUUAUGAGUCCUAAUGCUACGCCAGCAGAUCGACAAACAGCUCAUCAGAUAUGUGAAGAAUUCAAGGAGAAUUCCCCAUAUUGUAUACCAUGUGGAUUAACAUUAUCUGAGAGAGUACAUCCCCAUAUCAUACGUCACUUUGGCUUGCAAUUACUGCAACAUGUCAUCAGGUACAGAUGGACAAAAUUGACGGUAGAAGAAAAAGAUUUGUUGAAAGCCAGUUCUUUGACUCUGAUAGAAAAAGGAACGUCUGGAAUACUGGAAGAGCAACCUCAUAUCAAAGAUGCAGUUUCUCGAAUUGUCGUGGAAAUAUUAAAACACGACUGGCCAAACCUGUGGCCUUCACUGAUGCCAGAUCUGUAUAGGCUAUGUUUACAAGGGCCUACCCAGACAGAGCUGGUACUGAAAGUAUUUCUGAGGCUUGUGGAGGACAUUAUCAUCUUCCAAAACAUGCAGCACCAGAGACGGCGAGAACUUGUCAAUGCUUUGAAUGUGAAUGCUGGGGAACUGAUAGAGUUGUUUCUGAACCUGCUGGAAGAACAUACGAAGAAAGGGGACACUUUGAUGAACUCUGGGUCUGAAGAAAGCCGGAAAAUUGCUCAGUGCCACUUGAAGGUCAGUGAGGAGACCUUGAUGACCUUGAAUGGUUACGUAGACUGGGUCCCAAUGAGUCAUGUGAUCAUUAAAGACAGUCUGCUUCUACAGAUGUUGUGUCUACUGCUGAGUCAUACAACCCUUCAACUUCCUGCAGCAGAAUGCCUCUAUACUAUAGUUAGCAGAAGGGGCAAGAUAGAAGAUAGAAAGCCACUGCUGAUAUUAUUUCAUGAAGGUGCCAUGUCAACAAUCUGGGAGGCAGCUAUUACAGCUGAGAAGGGAUCUAAAGAUGAACAUUUUUACAAGGUGCUACAAAAGUGUUGUCAGAUCUUGGUGGAACUUGGGAGACAGCUUUGUGCUCUUUGGGGUGCUGAAGCCAGUCCUGAGGUCAGCCAACCGCCAAAUUUCCAGAAAUAUUUAGAAGCUUUACUGGCAUGUACAAAACAUCCUAGUCAGAUGCUGAGUAGUUACACGCUGACAUUAUGGGCUCAGUUUAUACGCCAUGAGAAGAUAUCGAAGGAUCCCAUGUUCCAAGCUAUCCUACCUCAGCUUAUAGAAUCUGCCUCAAAAACAUUACUCAAAGUUGGGUUUCCUAGUCAGUGUAACUCACCGAGCUGUGAUUAUGCUAGGUUAGACUUUGACAAUGAUGAGGAAUUCAGUAUUUUCUUCUCAAAAUACCGAGCAGAGGUUGCUGAGAUAGUACGACAGGCAACUCUACUGAUUCCCACAACAACUUUUGGAUAUGCGUCGCAGUGGGUCAGACUUCUUCUCAGCAAGCCAGUAGACAAUGGAGAAGAUUCGAAAACUCCCAACUGUAACCUGAGUUCACCAUCGUUCCUGGAAUGGGAUGGUCUGACGGUGUUCCUAGAGAGUGUGAUGUGCAGGAUGAAACUCGACAAUCAACCACAGUCCUGUAUAGAUGAUGGUAUAAGUCUUCUCAAAGCCGUGCUAAACUACGAAUCUCAGGAUCCGCUGAUUUUAUCAGGUCUUCUCUCUUGUAUAUCAGCUUUGUUUAUUUUCCUGAAGUACACGCCAGAUACCUUGAUGACUGUACUGAGAAAGAUAUUUUCUGCUGUUGUGUUCAAUUUACCUGGUCAAACGAAAUCUACGCGUAGCAAGGCUGUGAAGAAUGUGCGACAACAUGCAUGCUCCAUUCUAGUUAAAAUCUGUAAACAGUACCAGGACCUCGUCUUUCCGGUAUUUGAUGAACUGUUUAACCAUAUACAGUCUAUCAGCAAUGAUCCGGAUCAACUGUCACAGAUGGAGAGAUGUAUACUCAUGGAAGCCAUGAUUCUUAUCAGCAACAAAUUCAACAAUUUUGAGAAGCAGUCUUCAUUCAUAGAGGAAGUUACAAAACCAGUCAAGGAAUUCUGGUCUUCAGAGGAAUUCAAAAUAGCAUUUUGGUCAACAGAUAAGCUUAUGUCAUAUGUAGGGUUAGACCAGGCACCUGUGGAGCCAAGCUCAGCUGAUACUUGUGGUAUUAACCGAUCACAUAUAAGUUACUGUAUUCAUACAAUCCUGGCUGUGAUAAAACGUAGCAAAUGGCCUGAUGAUGUACAGAUUGCAAAAGAUGGAGGAUUUGUGAUAGGAACAGCAAAAAAUGGAGACAGUAUAAUGAGGAAUCCAGCAACUGUUCAUAUCACUUGUCUACUGGAGAAUGUUCUUGCUCUACUCAAGGCAAUGAAUAUGCUGUUCUGUGAGGAGUUUAUGAGGCUGCGUCAUCCGGAUUACUCGAAGGCAUAUGAUCUACCAGAUAAUGAAAUACAUUCCCUUUUAGGUAUACCACAACCUCAUGUAGACAACACCAGUUUAACAAUGAGUAGACAGCCAAUAGAAAGAAUGCAGAAUUUUCUCACAAUAUCUUAUGAAAUAUGUUUUCAUAUUCUGGGCAAUGCUGGUCAGUGUCUUGGAAGUGAAUUCUACGCCAUACCAAACCUGGCACAGUCUAUGAUACAGACUGUGUUAUCGAACCUAGAUGUUGUACCAGACUACAGACUGAGACCUAUCAUUCGUGUGUUUCUUAAGCCAUACAUACAGCAUUGUCCAAGUGAGUACUACACAGCGGCUGUCAUACCUGUAUUGGCCCAUGUGUGUCCAUUUAUGUACUUGAGGCUUGGGAAGAAAUGGCAAGAUAUAAAUGAGAGAUGUCAGACAAGGAGAGAUACUGAUGAUGAUAACCAAGAAAGCCAGGAAGUUGUAGAGGAACAAGUGACACGUCAGUUAACUAGAGAAUAUGUAGAACUCUUAGGAACAGUAUUUUUCAAGAAAAGUAGUGCUGCAGUGGAAGAAAAAAUGUUAGAGGAAGAGGAAACUCCGACCCAACCUCAAGCACGAGAACUUGGUGAACUUGGAAAAUUAUGUCUGCUUACUGAAUCUGUAUGUGAACCAUUAGUAAUUACUGCGUUUGGUGGUCUAUGCUGGAUGGACACGCCCACUUGUGUCAAAUGUAUGGCUCUAGCCAACCCAAUUCUAAAGCAGCUUAUAGCAGACAAUAAGAUGUCAGGAUCUGCAGCGUACCAUUUCUAUGGCAACAUUGUGAUGUCGUUACAACAUCAGGGUCAGUUUGAAGGUGUGCAGUCUUUGCUACUGGGACUGGGACUGCAGACCUAUGAAUUACUGCGUCCUUUAUUUCCUGAAGUGCGUAAACUGAUGUUGGAAAUUCCAAAAUGUACAGAAGAAGCGUUGAAUGUUUUUGAUGAGAAGAUUUUAGGAGCAACACCUACCCAGAAAAUGGGCGAGAAGAAAAAGAAGGAUGCUUACAAGAAACUUGUUGCUGAAGCUAUAGGGAAGUAUGUUGGGCAACAGUUCAAAAGAGAAAUACAUUAUCAGAGUUUACCGAAUUUGUUCCGGCGGAUCAGACACCGUCAACCUACUUUGGAUGAUAUAGAACACAAAGACAUUGGAUUGUGCAGCCUGUUCAAACCUGAAGCUAAUGGUGAUAGUUGAUGUUGUAGAACACCAUGUUUAAACCUGAAGUCAUUAGAAAUGGUUAAUUUUACAUCACAGGUACAUUGGACUGUUGUAACAUGUUCAGACUGAAGUAAACAUCAUUAGGUGAUGAGAUAGAACACAAUGACAUUGAACUGUUUGGCUUGUUUAAAUUAGGUCAUUGGUUAUAGUUAAUUUUACACAUCACAUGUAAAUCAGACUGUGUAAUGUGUUCAAUCUGGAAGAAGAUGGCAGCAGUUGUAGAGGUGGAAUACAAUAAAAUUGUACCAUUGGAAAUCCGUACCAUUUAACCAGUCUAAAUCUGGAGCUGAUUGUGAUGGUUGAUUAAAUAGAACACAGUGAUUUUGUUCUGUUUAGCCUCUCUAAAUCUGAAGCUGAUUGUAUUAAGAACACAGUGACAUUGUACUGUUUAGCCUGUCUAAAUCUGAAUUUGAUUUUGAUGAUUGAAUAUUUAGAACACAGUGGCAUUGUGCUGUUUAGCCUCUCUAAAUCUGAAGUUGAUUGUGAUGGUUAAUCACUUAGAACACAGUGGCAUUGUACUGUUAAGCCUCUCUAAAUCUGGAGCUGAUUGUUACAGUGAUGGUUAAUCAUUUAGAACACAGUGACAUUGUACUGUUUAGCCUGUCUAAAUCUGAAGCUGAUUGUGAUGGUUAUAUAUUUAGUACACAGUGACAUUGUACUGUUUAACCUGUCUAAAUCUAAGUUGAUUGUGAUGGUUGAUCAUUUAGAACACAGUGACAUUGUACUGUUAAGCCUCUCUAAAUCUGGAGCUGAUUGUUACGGUGAUGGUUGAUCAUUUAGAUCACAGUGACAUUGUACUGUUUAGCCUGUCUAAAUCUGAAGCUGAUUGUAAUAAUUAAUUUUAGAACACAGUGAAAUUGAACUGUCUAGCUUGUUUAAAGCUUAGCUGAUUGCCAUGAUCAGUUAUUUAUAACACAAAGGAGAUGGUUAAUAAAUAAAAUUAUACAACAAAUCCUUAUCAGGUUUGCUUACUAAUAGGUGAAUGGCUCAUUCUGUAUAAAUGCUUAGUAAUUGCAAACUGGAAUAUAUUUAGUCAGGUAAUCUUUAGCAGUGCUUGUUUUCUUUUAACAAAUUAACUUAAAGUACAUGUAUGUGUAAAGACCUUGACAAAAAUGUUGCUUGUUGUUUUUUGCAAUUCAGCUAACUUCGGUAACCUGAAAUGAAAAUAACAAGUCAGUAACUGGAAAAUAACAAAUCAGUAAAGACUCACCACAGAAUAACUAUCCUUUUGUUUUUCCAUAAUGGUAAUCAUACACGAUUUGCAUAAGAAAAAUUGAGAAAUACAAGUACCUAGUCACACAUUGAAAAUGGCAUAUAUUCAUCAAAACAAUGUGUUUAAAGUCUAAACAUUGUAUUGAAUUUAUAUAGCAGUAUGCACAGUACCUAAUGUAUUCAAAUAAGAUUUGACAACAUUGUGUUUUAUAGUGCAAGACAUUAAACAUAUUAAUUCAGGAAAAGCCUCCAGUAACCCCCUGUCAUGUUAUGGCAUAACUCACAUAUUAUGUAUAAUUAGAUUGAUCUUUAUGAACUGUAUGGUGGAUAGGGUGAGGUGAGUAGGUCACUAGAUUGUGUUGGGUCUUUAACUGCAUUUGUGCCUAAUACAGAUACACAACUCAGCUAUAUUAUCUAUUCAUCACCAGUGUAAAAUACGUUUAUCUAUAAUUUGAUCCUUGUUUUUGAUUUUUGUACCAAAAAAAUGGGCAUAAAAUGCCAAAAAAUUAAAUAAGUAAUUAAUUUA